Syzygium oleosum is the source of this 1597-nucleotide messenger RNA. RefSeq names its product UDP-galactose transporter 1. Lineage: Eukaryota; Viridiplantae; Streptophyta; Magnoliopsida; Myrtales; Myrtaceae. Gene Ontology annotation, cellular component: Golgi apparatus. The transcript has 5 exons. Bases 410 to 1432 code for a protein of 340 amino acids. The record is from RefSeq and is a predicted model, not a curated record. Gene Ontology annotation, molecular function: antiporter activity.
GGCACAACCAAAACCACACCCACCCCCUCCCGAAUCCAUGGCGUGCGAGGGCGAGCGCGACCGGAGAGGAGGAGGAGGAGGAGGAGGAGCCAGCAGCAGCAGCAGCAGCGACGUUUAGAUUUCAACGCGUCGCCGAAGCAGAGGCGCACGUCACAUGGGACCAAAACACGCGCACGCGCUCACCCCUUCCUUCCCACCGUUACGCACCCCCUCGCAUCCUCCCUCCCCCCCUCCUUCCUCCUCCUUCUCCCUCUUCUUCUCCCUUCCUCCAUCCGCGGUGCUUCUGAUCGAUUUGGAGAGCGCCGAGGAGGAACUCGAUUAGGCUCUCUCUCUCUCUCUCUCUCUCUGUCUGUCUCUCUUCUCUUUACCUGGGGCUCGGAGAAGGGAGAGAGAUUUGGGGACGGCGAGGAUGGAGGACGGCGUGCUGUGCCAGUGGAGCGUCUUCAGAUCCCUCCUCGCGAUUGUCCAGUGGUGGGGCUUCAACGUCACCGUCAUCAUCAUGAACAAGUGGAUCUUCCAGAAAUUGGAUUUCAAGUUUCCUCUGACCGUGUCGUGUAUCCACUUCAUAUGCUCGGCUAUUGGAGCUUACCUGGUUAUAAAAGUGCUGAAGCUCAAGCCCUUGAUUGUUGUUGACCCGGAAGAUCGCUGGAGACGGAUUUUUCCCAUGUCCUUUGUGUUCUGUAUAAACAUUGUCCUCGGGAACGUGAGUCUACGUUACAUCCCAGUUUCUUUCAUGCAGACGAUAAAGUCAUUCACUCCAGCAACGACUGUUGUUUUGCAGUGGCUUGUGUGGAAAAAAUACUUUGAUUGGCGUAUUUGGGCUUCUCUGGUACCAAUCGUAGGGGGAAUUCUUCUUACAUCAGUUACAGAGCUUAGUUUUAACAUGCUGGGGUUCUGUGCUGCCUUAUUUGGUUGUCUUGCAACUUCCACAAAGACAAUUCUCGCAGAAUCCCUGUUGCAUGGAUACAAGUUCGACAGCAUUAACACGGUAUACUACAUGGCACCUUUUGCAACAAUGAUAUUGGCUGUCCCAGCGAUCCUUCUUGAAGGUUCUGGAGUUCUUCUCUGGUUUCACACCCAUACAUCUAUUACCUCAUCCCUCAUCAUUAUUUUCAGUUCGGGAGUGUUGGCAUUUUGCCUAAAUUUCUCCAUCUUUUACGUGAUUCACUCAACAACUGCAGUAACAUUUAAUGUUGCCGGAAAUCUCAAGGUUGCAGUCGCCGUCAUGGUAUCAUGGCUCAUAUUCCGGAAUCCUAUCGCGUAUCUGAAUGCCGUGGGGUGUGCAAUAACGCUCUUGGGCUGCACUUUCUAUGGUUAUGUGCGGCACAUGCUAUCCCAACAGCCACCAGGGACUCCUCGGACUCCCCGUACCCCACGAAAUCGUAUGGAGCUCCUACCCCUUGUAAAUGAUAAAUUAGAUGAUAAAGUGUAAUUGAGGCGCUGUUGGUUCUAGGCAGUUGGACAGGGUGCGAUAUUAGCGAGAGAAGAGAAGGAACUAGGAAAGAGAGAACUCCCCUUUGUCAUUUGAAGCUUUGAUUAAGAUUAUUCUGAAAUUUUUAAUUAUACGCCCUCUCUCACCGGGCAAAUUAUAUGUUUU